Penicillium psychrosexuale is the source of this 1728-nucleotide messenger RNA. Its product is annotated as DUF4048 domain-containing protein. The record is from RefSeq and is a predicted model, not a curated record. NCBI's taxonomy places the organism in Eukaryota, Fungi, Ascomycota, Eurotiomycetes, Eurotiales, Aspergillaceae. Bases 1 to 1728 code for a protein of 575 amino acids. The transcript has 3 exons.
AUGGAGAGCAUUCCAGGAGCGGAGAGCCUCCUUGACGGUCCAUUUCCGGAUAACCAGAAUUCAAAUCCGCCACAACCGGACUCUGCUUCCGAGCAGUUCUCCCAUUCCAGUCUCUCACGGUCAUCAUCUGUCGCCCAGAAAAGAAUAUCAUCACUACCUUGUGCCAAGACGGCCCGCCAUGCCAAACGCCUCACCUUGAACUUCCCUAUCAAUCCGAACGAACCUGAGACAUCCGAUCUUAUCACCUCACCCGGCUCUAUAACCCCAGUUACACAGUCUUCGACUCGUCCCUCCCCUGCUCAGCCCCCGGGAACUCCUAUGGCAUUUGAGGUCCCGGACGAUGGCUAUGACUUCCUGCGGGCCAUCGCCUCGCAGGAACGGAAGGUCAUGGAGCUACGCGAGGAGCUCACCCGAGCCGAAGCAGACCUAGUGACAAUUAAGAAGCAAUGGGCAAUGUCGGAAAAGUCUAGGAAACGGGCCGAGAUCAACCACGCGGAGCCACUCAUGCCCCUGCGGGCGCCUGAUUUCUCAACAUCCGAGGCUUCAAGUUCACAUGCCCGGGAACAGAGCAUGAGCUCAGUUACAAGCUCCACAGUGUCACAGGAACGGAUGAGCCGGGAUCUAGAUCGUCGGUCUAGCGUGCGUGCUGCUGUCGCCGCCGCACCAGGAACCAAGAUCGGGAGUAAUGGUCGGCGCGUGUUUCACGGCACACAUACACGGACGUUGUCUCUUUUGUCGCCAGUCUCCGGUCCCAGCAUGUCUUCCCGGGGAGAACUAGGUCUCUCAGAUGAACGCGUGGGUCGUACUCCGCGAUCUGCAACAUUACCAUCUGUCGAGCGCAACAAUCCAGCUUUGAUGAAUGCACAACUAGACGAGAGCCAGGUACCGGAACAUCUACUCGCACAGUGGCACAAGACCCUUCCUCCCCCUUCACGCGAGGCCUUGGUACGCACAGGCAAGCAAAUGGCAUCCGAUCUCCGCGAGGGUCUGUGGACAUUCUUGGAAGAUAUCCGACAAGCUACGGUGGGCGAAGAAGGAAUCAGCGGCACGCAAACACGAAGCUCACCAUCCAGCUCAUUGGCACCGCCACAUGGUCGCAAGCGGGAUUCGUUGGCGUCACGGAGUAGAGAACGGUUGAUGGCGGACGGCAAGCUAUCACGAUCAUCAUCGUCAUCGGGGCCAGCGGCCGAGACAAAAACUGGUAAAGACACCAAGCCGGCGGAAAUUUCCACAUCUUUCUGGAAUGAAUUCGGCAUUGAUACACCCGCUCAGAAGUCUCCGAGCGCUCCGCGCACCCCCUCCGACAACAAAGCCGCCAACCGAAACGAGGCGACCGACGAACAGCGCGAUCACCGCUCGAGUAAUUCGAUUGACGCACAGGAUGAAGAUCUCGACAACUGGGAAAGCUGGGACACGCCCCUAUCCGGGCAGAAGACGCACACGCCCUCAUCGAGCCGAUCCACAGUUGCAUCCAAACACGACCAGUCACCUAUUACACAGGGUAGCAGCCCUCGAACCAGCGCUAGCUUUGGCGAUUUGAACCCGACUUCUGCACUUAAUCCUAGUGUCUCCGAAAGUAUUCCCUGGCCUGCAAUUACCAAGCUGGCUCCUUCCAAGCUUCAACGUACUGCAUCCAAUCUGAUGGCGGAAUGGGAGCGCUCGCUGUCGCCUUCUCCGGAUCGAGCUUCCUCUUCUUCGCUCAGUCGUAAGGACAGCAAGAAGGACUAA